Ochotona princeps (American pika) is the source of this 2670-nucleotide messenger RNA. RefSeq names its product WRN helicase interacting protein 1 (gene WRNIP1). Gene Ontology annotation, cellular component: nucleus. Gene Ontology annotation, molecular function: ATP hydrolysis activity; single-stranded DNA helicase activity; enzyme activator activity. Lineage: Eukaryota; Metazoa; Chordata; Mammalia; Lagomorpha; Ochotonidae. Gene Ontology annotation, biological process: DNA-templated DNA replication; regulation of DNA repair; DNA repair. The record is from RefSeq and is a predicted model, not a curated record. Bases 237 to 2204 code for a protein of 655 amino acids. The transcript is spliced from 7 exons.
CAGGGGACGGGGGUAAACGAGCGGGGAGCGCACUGGUCUGCGCGCCGGCGCGUGAGGCGUCGCCGGGGGCCGGCCGAGAGGGCGGACGCGGGAGCUGGGCACGCGGGGCAUGAGCGGCGCCCUCCCCCGGCCUCCCCGAGCGAGGGUCGCGCGGCACGGGGCCUAGCGGCGGGCCUGGAGGCCUGGGCGAGCGCCGGACGCUGCUGCUGCCAGUGCCGGUGCCGCCUGCAGCCGCCAUGGAGGUGAGCGGGCCGGAGGACGACCCGUUCCUGUCGCAGCUGCACCAGGUGCAGUGCCCUGUGUGCCAGCACAUGAUGCCCGCCGCGCACAUCAACUCGCACCUGGACCGCUGCCUGCUGCUCCACCCGGCGGGCCACGCGGAGCCCGCGGCCGGGCCGCAGCGCGCCAAGAGGCGGCGGCUGUCGGAGAGCUCGGCGCUCAAGCAGCCGGCCACCCCGACGGCGGCCGAGAGCAGCGAGGGCGAGGCCGAGGACGGCGACGACGGCGGCGAGACCGAGAGCCGCGAGAGCUACGACGCGCCCCCGACGCCCAGCGGCGCCCGCCUCAUCCCCGACUUCCCGGUGGCGCGCUCCGGCAGCCCCGGCAGGAAGGGCUCGGCCAAGAGGCCGGCGGCCGCGGCGGGCGCGGCGGGCAGCGCGUCCCCGCGCAGCUGGGACGAGGCCGAGGCGCCCGAGGAGGAGGAGGAGGCGGUGGGCGAUGGCGACGCGGACGUGGACGGCGAGGAGGACGCGGGGCAGUGGGGCGCGGACGCCGCCGCCGCUGCCGCUGCGGCCGCCGUGGCCUUCGGGGCGGGCAGCGCGGGGAGGCCCCACUCGCGGGCGCUGGCGGCCGAGGAGAUCCGGCAGAUGCUGGAAGGCAAGCCGCUGGCCGACAAGAUGCGGCCUGACACCCUGCAGGACUACUUCGGGCAGUGCAGGGCCGUGGGGCAAGAGACCUUGCUGCGCUCGCUGCUGGAGGCCAACGAGAUCCCCUCGCUCAUCCUGUGGGGGCCCCCGGGCUGCGGCAAGACCACUCUGGCUCACAUCAUAGCCAACAGCAGCAAGAAACACAGCGUAAGGUUCGUGACGUUGUCUGCCACCAAUGCCAAGACCAAUGACGUGCGCGACGUCAUCAAGCAGGCUCAGAAUGAGAAGAGCUUUUUCAAAAGGAAAACCAUCCUUUUUAUUGAUGAGAUUCAUCGGUUCAACAAGUCCCAGCAGGACACGUUCCUUCCGCACGUGGAGUGCGGGACGAUCACGCUGAUCGGAGCGACCACCGAGAACCCUUCCUUCCAAGUCAACGCUGCCCUCCUGAGCCGCUGCCGGGUGGUUGUGCUGCAGAAGCUGCCCGUGGAGGCGAUGGUGACUAUUUUAAUGCGCGCGGUCAACUCGCUGGGAAUCCACGUCCUGGACUCUAGUCGGCCCACUGACCCUCUGAGCCACAGCAGCAACAGUAACACCGAGCCCUCGGUGCUCAUAGAAGACAAAGCGGUGGACACUCUGGCUUACCUCAGUGACGGCGAUGCGCGCACGGGCUUGAACGGACUGCAGCUGGCAGUGCUGGCCAGGCUGAGCUCUAGGAAGAUGUUCUGCAAGAAGAGUGGGCAGACGUAUUCUCCGAGUAGAGUUCUGAUCACGGAGAACGACGUGAAGGAAGGCCUGCAGCGCUCCCACAUCCUGUAUGACCGAGCGGGAGAAGAACACUACAACUGCAUCUCGGCCCUGCACAAGGCCAUGCGCGGCUCAGACCAGAACGCCUCGCUCUACUGGCUGGCGCGCAUGCUCGAGGGAGGAGAGGACCCGCUCUACGUGGCAAGGAGGCUGGUGAGGUUUGCCAGCGAGGACAUCGGUCUGGCAGACCCGUCUGCGUUAACACAAGCAGUUGCUGCCUACCAAGGGUGUCAUUUUAUAGGCAUGCCUGAAUGUGAGGUGCUUCUGGCCCAGUGCGUCGUCUAUUUUGCCAGAGCCCCGAAGUCCAUUGAGGUGUACAGCGCCUACAACAAUGUCAAGGCCUGCCUGAGGAACCACCAGGGCCCGCUGCCCCCGGUCCCCCUGCACCUGCGCAACGCGCCCACGAGGCUGAUGAAGGACCUGGGCUAUGGCAAAGGCUACAAGUACAACCCCAUGUACAGCGAGCCGGUGGAUCAGGAGUACCUGCCCGAGGAGCUGCGGGGCGUCGACUUCUUCAAGCAGAGGCGAUGCUGACCCUGUCGCCGUCCCCAGGGAGGUGUCCCUCCCUCAGAAGGGCCGGAAAGAAGGAGCCGCGCCCUGGGAAGCUGCUCGCACGGCCCGCUGGCAACUCCUGCAGGGUCACGUUCUGUGCCAGAAAUUCACAAGUUCCGUAGGUGGAGGCAGUACUUCAGCUAAAUGUGUCACAUUGAAAUUGUGUUCAUUUGCACUCUGUGCAACGGUUAUGCUUAUGAAAAUAUCUGGCAGCUUUGUGCAAUGAAUUAAUGUUAUAAGGAAUUAUCUAUUUUGUCAUAGUAUUUAAGUCAUAAUGUCACUUCAGAAUUCAGUUCUGUAGGAUUUCUUUUCCUUUAAAAAAAUGUAUAUUCUGGGUAGUUUCAAUUGGUAAAAAAAAAAAUGUAAUUGUUGUUUAAUACUGCAUAGUGUUUUGGGUAUUUUUUUUAUAUGCAAAGGUCUUCUGAGCCAAUAAAACUAUUUCAAAGUA